Amphibalanus amphitrite is the source of this 2115-nucleotide messenger RNA. RefSeq lists its product as uncharacterized. Gene Ontology annotation, molecular function: protein binding. Lineage: Eukaryota; Metazoa; Arthropoda; Thecostraca; Balanomorpha; Balanidae. The record is from RefSeq and is a predicted model, not a curated record. The transcript has 3 exons. Bases 209 to 1381 code for a protein of 390 amino acids.
CGUGGUGGACGUGGCAUAUUUGAUUAGAUAAGGUGUGGAAGAUUCCUUACCAGUUCAGUUCCUUCGCAGUUCGCAGUUCCUUCCUUCGCAGUUCCUUCCUUCAGUUCCUUCGCACAGUUCCUUACCUGUGCGAGGCAAAGGUGGCCUUCAGAAGGAGCGACUUGCAUUGAUCCCGAACUGACUGCCAGUCGUCAAAGGGCGAUCAGCAAUGGCAGCCCAAGCUCCGCCCGGCGCUGCGGCCGCUGCCAGCGGCGUCUCCGAGGCCAUGGAGGCGCUGUCGCUGGACGACAACACGGUAGCCGUGGGGACGGUUAACCUCCUGGAUCGUCUCCCAGCUGAGUUGCUUACGAUGGUGGUUAAACGACUAGACGAAUUCUCCGCGAUAAGUCUGGCAUGCGUGUCGACCCGCUGUCGUAAUGCUGUGGAGCUACAACUUGGUCGAUGCCGCAGGCUCUACAUCGAUGGCUUUAAGCAUUGGGACGCGAUAGACAGUGACGUGCUGUCGUCAUUGCUGUCACGGAUGACCGGUCUACGAGAACUGCGUGUCAGUGUAUCAUCACAUACGCGCGCCCGGGCAUCGCUCAUGGAGACAGUGGCUGUAGCCUCGGGCCACUGGACGGCAAUGGAAGAACUGGAUCUCGACUACAUGGACGUACCAAUGAUACCGGAGUGGAUUCAGCGAAUUUGUACCAACUGCAGCCGUGUCACCGGGGUUCGAAUGGGCCUCUGUAUCGGUGACCGGUGUGUUCAGGCCGUGGUGUCUUCACUCCCCGGACUGCGAGAACUCAACGUCCGCGCAGGAUCAUGUAUGGACCCUGGUUUUGGUUUUGGGGAAUAUCGGCGAUAUCGGUCACCAAACCAGCUGCUGUCAGCGAUGGCGCGAUGCACCCAGUUGGAGUCGCUCGAGUUGUCACACGGUGUACCGCUGAGCCACUUCCUGCCGCGUAGUGGUCUGCCGGCACUGCGCGAGCUGUCGGUGGUUUUCUCCGACAUAUCUGACGAAGACAUGGCACUCGUGAUCAGCCACCGGGGGUUGGAGUCGCUCAGUCUGGUCCGAAGUGGUCCGUCGAAAAGAGGCAUGGCAAUGCUAAGCGGUCUGCCAGCGCUGAAAGAGCUGAACAUCUUCACACCAGAUCAUGUUGUCUGUGACGGUGUACUGGACCGACUCGGCUCGGCACCUGCCCUAAAGAGUCUGCGUUUGGGAGACCAUUAUGAUCGGCCACGGGUGACUGCAGAAGGGCUUGUGCGUCUGGUGCGAAACUGCCGCACACUGACAAAGCUUACGCUAGAUUACCGGGAUACGGAGGAAACAUUUGCCUGCGGACCAGACGUCGAAGAGCCAGAGCUGCUCAAAAAGCUGCGAGCAUAUCUGGCUCGUUAGCCAGGUGUUCGGGGACCGGGACCCAUGAGCAGGCCCGUGCGGCGUGACCCCGGGGGACCUGGACUGCCCCAUACGGCGUGACCCCGGGGGACCUGGACUGCCCUGUGCGGCGUGACCCCGGGGGACCUGGACUGCCCUGUGCGGCGUGACCCCGGGGGACCUGGACUGCCCUGUGCGGCGUGACCCCGGGGGACCUGGACUGCCCUGUGCGGCGUGACCCCGGGGGAUCUGGACUGCCCCAUACGGCGUGACCCCGGGGGACCUGGACUGCCCUGUGUGGCGUGACCGCGGGGGGCCUGGACUGUCACGGAUGACCCCGGAUCGGUCGGCGGCAGUUGCUCGAAGUCGUGGGCUGGACCUCAAGAUUAGAGAUUCCAUAACCUACCUGCAGGGACGGCGUUACUUUUCGUUUUUUUAUGAUAAGCUCGUGUGUCGAAGAAAUUUGAUAUACCCGUUUGAGUGGCAGCGAUAUUAUCCUUGGUAAGCGGUUGUGCGCUAUAUUUCAAGCUUGACGGUAUGUUUUGCGAUGUAUGACAUGCUUCGUAAAUUACGUUCAAUACCUUGAAUCUUCGGGGCUCAGAGUAUCCGUUCAGAGUUUUGCUUUUUUUAAAUAUAUAUUACACUGAUGUUUGAAUUAGAUGCUACUGAACCUUUGAAACCGAGAAAAAAUGGUCCGUGCUCGCUUCUCUGAUGUUUUCAAAGCUAAGAAUGCAAUAAACCUUCAAGGAGUGUAA